Molecule: messenger RNA, 718 nt
Organism: Phragmites australis (common reed)
Lineage: Eukaryota; Viridiplantae; Streptophyta; Magnoliopsida; Poales; Poaceae
Exons: 3
Coding region: 70-477 (135 amino acids)
Source: RefSeq, a predicted model, not a curated record
GGCGCGGGCGCGGGCGGGAGCCUCGGAACGGCGAGGCUGGUCGGCCUGGUCCGCAGAGCGACGGCGACGAUGCGGAAUCGCUGGCACGGCGCCGCCGGCCUCGGGAGGCUGCCGUGGCGUAGCAGGAGCUCCUCCAUGGCCGGGAGCUCGAGGAGUAGUUUCCCAGGAGCGUGUUCUGGUUUCUUGGGAGCGAUCAGCGAUUACAAACUAGCCCUUGAAGGCCCAGUGGCUUACCUAGAUCAUUAUGGUGUUGCUGAUCCCCUGUCCUGUAAGGCUGUGUUUCAGCAGCUCUCUUACAGAAAAAGAGUGCAUCACCUCAAUAUCUAUGUUAUAGUCUGCUGGAGGGAAUUGAAUCAGAUUGGCCCUUCCUUGCAUAUUCCUUUGCACAUUAAUCAUAGUACAAGGUCAUUUCACAUGCUGAAGUUGUCGCACAUAUUUCCUGCAAAUAAUAAUAUAUCUGUCACUACAGGCACUUAAAGAAGCCUUUGAGGUCUUCUGUAACAAGGGUGUCUGGCAGUUCAAGUGCUGAAUUGCUCGCUACCUUCUGUGAUAACAUUCUGAAGAAAGGCUGCAGUGAAAAGCUCAGUGAUGAAGCCAUUGAAGAUGCCCUUGAGAAGGUACAUCUUGUCUUUUCUUUUGCUGCUUUUAUUAAAUUAUGAAUGUGAACUUUUACAUUUGCUAUUGGCUAUUUUUCAGGUGGUAAGAUUGUUUGCAUACA